AUGUUUUUCCGUCCACUACAAUUGCACUUGAAGGAGACGCAUUCUCUCUACCAGUCCCAGCUGUCAGUUGCUCUCGUGCCAGAUAUUGCAGCCGUCAAUGCCUUUGACGAGGCUGUGAAGGGAGUUGACGGUAUCAUCCACACUGCCUCACCUUUUGUUCUGAACGCCCGGGAUUUUGAAGAAGAUUUAUUUCGUCCUGCUAUCAACGGGACACUGUCGGUUCUUCAAGCGGCACAAAGGAACAAUCCCAGUGUCGCGCGUGUGGUCAUCACCUCCUCAUUUGCUGCUCACCUCGAUCCAAGCAAAGGUUCUCGCCCAGGACACACUUAUACCGAUGCCGACUGGAAUCCGGUCACUAGGAAAGACGCAGCCAGCGGCGAUGGUGUCGUCGCCUACCUUGCUUCAAAGACUUUUGCCGAGCAAGCUGCGUGGGAGUAUGUUACGAACGAAAAGCCGGAAUUCACAAUCGCCACACUCUCUCCUCCUAUGGUCUACGGUCCAUUGAUCCAUAACGUCGAAAACAUGGACAACUUAAACACUUCUGCUGGCGAUAUCUACCGCUUUAUCAACGGCUCUCAGCAGGAGGUUCCCGAAACCAAUUUCUGGGCUUUCGCAGAUGUUCGUGAUGUUGCCCUUGCUCACGUCCUCGCUUUCGAAAAGCCCCAAGCCGCGAACCAGCGGUAUCUCAUCUGCUCUUCGGCAUACAGUUACCAACAGAUCUGUGAUGUGAUACGGGAGAAGUUUCCCGAAUUGCGGAGUCUGACUCCAGAAGGGAAGGCUGGAGAACCAUUGCCUUCCGUCUACAAGUUGGACACUUCCAAGGCUGUCGAGCAACUGGGGAUAACUUUCACGCCUCUCGAAAAGACCAUCGUCGGCAUGGUCAACAGCCUGUUAAAGCUACAGAAGAAGCUUAGCGUGGAGUAG
This is a messenger RNA of Exophiala spinifera, 924 nucleotides long. RefSeq lists its product as uncharacterized. The record is from RefSeq and is a predicted model, not a curated record. The transcript has 4 exons. Gene Ontology annotation, molecular function: 3-beta-hydroxy-Delta5-steroid dehydrogenase (NAD+) activity. Gene Ontology annotation, biological process: steroid biosynthetic process. Lineage: Eukaryota; Fungi; Ascomycota; Eurotiomycetes; Chaetothyriales; Herpotrichiellaceae. Bases 1 to 924 code for a protein of 307 amino acids.